AUCUUCCACCUUCCAAACUCCUCUCCCACUAUGUCACCGCUCUCUCCGUAAUUCUCCUGCUUUUCCGGUGCUUGCCAUUAUACGCACGGUCUCGCAUUUUCAGUCCCUCUCCUGCUUACCGCAUGUUCUUACAAUUCCGGUGUCGACCAUUUUCUAUAUAAUUACCGCAACCCAUUCAACUCACACUCCCUCCUGAUCCCGCCAUACGUGCAUACCUCUCAUACCAAGCCCACUUCCUCACCCCGCCAAUUACCCCGCCAUUACCUGAAAAAAAAAAAUUCUACUCUUGAAAACAAUACAAAAACUUCAAUUUCUCACCCCCAAGAAAUAAUAACACACAUCCAAGACUACCCAAUCCAUAACGUACCAGACCAUAAAUCAGCAAAUAUGUUGACAUUCAUCGCUGUCCGUUGCUUGAACUGCAACAAUGUGGACCAAUUUCCUCGCAUGGACUUUGACGAAAUCCCUUACUGCUCCCAAUGCGCCGCGAAUUCGAACCUAGUUCCCGCGACUCCCCCUGCAAAGCCAGACCAGACAUGGGCAAGCGAGGAUGAGCUCGCCAGCUUGUUCUCCCGCAAUCUUUCUCUUCUGGACGAUGCUCCAGCUGCUCGCUCACCCACUCCCCCUGGGGCGUCACCAACCGGCAUUAAUUUCUCAAUCUCUCAGCAUUACAUCCAACCAACCACUUUUGGGAAACCCGCUGCAGAUAAACCCCACGAGUCAGCAGCCGGGAAUUCAAAUGCAGACCGGGAACGGACGUACAUUCAGUACCUUUUGAGCUCAAACCUGGGCUCAGAGACCUCCACAAACGAUCUGGAAAUUGCUCUUGCACAUGGAAUUAUCGACAGCAACAUGUACCACCAGGCGCUGGAAACCCACAACCAGCUACUCCGCCAGCGCGAGCAACAGGAGGCAGAGGCUCGCAUGAUCCAGGCCCAGAUCAUGAACGAAAUGCAGCGGGAGCAGUCCCGGCAGGCCACUACAGCUUUGGGCGAGGAUUGCUCGGCGCAUUCCUUGCUCUCUAUCGCUAGCAGACAAAAGACGCAAGACCCUGUGUUCAGAACCUCAGACUUUUUCAAUGACUAUUAUGGCGGUGUGGACUCGGGCUAUCUCGAUGACGACGAAUAUGCGCCUUGCUCGGUAUACGGUGGCCAGGGAAGCUGUCAUUUGAGGCCUUUUGAUCUGUAAGUGGGGGAGAGCCUUUACUUUUGCCUUUCUUUUCUUCUCUUCUCCCCCCCCUGGUUCGUUGCAGGGUAUGAGGUUUAUUCGGUAGGAUGGGCGGGUCAUUUAGGGUAACAAAAGCGAGGGGGAGAACCUGGGAGGAGUUGUGAGGAAGCGGAGCCGUUGAGCUUUUUUUUUUAUUCGUACUCGUGUUUUGCGGGAAAUUGGGCGGUUGUAUUUGAUAUUCUACCCAUUUUUAUUCCUUGCUUUCCUUGCAAGGUGCAUUCGUAUUACAUGAUUACGGGGUUUACAUUGGUGGUAUACCCUUGGGUAGAUGGAAUCGAAAUAGGAGGGAAAAUUCGGGGGGAGGGGGGCGUUCCAGUGCUAGUUAUAAUAGUUAACUUGGUUGGGGGUAUUACUUCAAUAACCUUUAGCUGAGGAUUUGGAGUUUAUAGCGGAUAAUUGCAUACCGUAAGAUUUGGGAUGAGAACCGUAA
This is a messenger RNA of Tuber melanosporum (Perigord truffle), 1657 nucleotides long. RefSeq lists its product as uncharacterized. The record is from RefSeq and is a predicted model, not a curated record. The transcript is spliced from 3 exons. Lineage: Eukaryota; Fungi; Ascomycota; Pezizomycetes; Pezizales; Tuberaceae. The coding region runs from base 388 to 1188 and encodes 266 amino acids.